ACACUGAUUAAUCCAACCGGCACGACAGGCUUUCAACGUUUCAAGGGAAAACAUUGAUCUAACCUCAAAUAUUGUAUGUAUUCAAACAAACUAUUCCGCAAUUAUUUACAAUAAUUUCAAGAUGCCGACAUGGAAUCAAAUACAAUCUCAACUGAGAAACCCGAAUAAUCCAGUUGUAUUUUUUGACAUCAGUGUUGGUGCUACGGAAAUAGGUCGAAUGGUAAUGGAGCUGUUUGCCGAUGUUGUUCCCAAAACUAGCGAAAAUUUCCGACAAUUCUGUACUGGAGAGUUUCGAAAAGAUGCUGUACCUCUUGGAUUCAAAGGGGCCACAUUCCAUCGUGUUAUCAAAGAUUUCAUGAUUCAGGGUGGCGAUUUUGUAAAUGGUGACGGCACAGGUGUGAUGAGCAUAUAUGGAGGUGGAACAUUUGCUGAUGAGAAUUUCAAUUUAAAACACGAUUCCCCGGGACUUUUGUCAAUGGCGAACAGUGGCAAGGACACCAACGGAUGCCAAUUCUUCAUAACAUGUGCCAAAUGUAACUUCCUUGAUGGCAAGCAUGUUGUAUUUGGAAAAGUUAUUGAUGGACUCCUAGUCAUGCGCAAGAUAGAAAACGUUCCAACCGGACCAAAUAAUAAACCAAAAAUUCCUGUGGUGAUUUCACAGUGCGGACAAAUGUGAAAUAGUGAGAAUAUCAUACUUUCCCGAGUCCAAUCAUCGUUUGUUAUCAAUGAAGACAUUCCAUAGAGAGAAUCUUCGCUUGCCUAAGGUUGGAGAUGAUAUGUGGACAUUGAUUAGGGUUUUAUUUCGAGUGGCGUGAUAAAAUACACACCUUGUGAUGAAAUUCAAAAAUGAUAUUCAUUUCAUAAGGACUGAAGGAUGUGAUUAUAUAUUAUGAUAGUGACUUAUGACAGGUUCUUUGUUUAGUACAAGUAAUAUAAGAACCACGGUGUGUUUUAAAAUACUCUUGUCAAAUAAAACAACAUUUUUAUAAA
Nilaparvata lugens (brown planthopper) is the source of this 990-nucleotide messenger RNA. RefSeq names its product peptidyl-prolyl cis-trans isomerase H. Gene Ontology annotation, cellular component: intracellular membrane-bounded organelle. The record is from RefSeq and is a predicted model, not a curated record. Bases 122 to 676 code for a protein of 184 amino acids. Gene Ontology annotation, molecular function: peptidyl-prolyl cis-trans isomerase activity. NCBI's taxonomy places the organism in Eukaryota, Metazoa, Arthropoda, Insecta, Hemiptera, Delphacidae. The transcript has 4 exons. Gene Ontology annotation, biological process: protein peptidyl-prolyl isomerization; protein folding.